AUGAUUCCAGACACUUCAUCUAUAGCCGGUUAUACAAUUUUUCGGGAAGAGCCCAACGACGCCGCUCCAGACCUGACUAAGCAGGGCCCGGUUCAUCCUCUUGACCCUCUCUCCAUCGAAGAGAUACGUGCUGCAACCAAGAUCAUCCGUGAGUAUGCCACACCUAAGAAGCUCAAGUUCAACUUCCUCUCGCUGCGCGAGCCCGCCAAGGCCGAGUACCAGGCCUUCCGCGCCGGCCGAGGUCCCCGCCCGGCCCGCCGCGCCUUCGGCGUCGUGCUGAUACGGGGCACGCCGGAUUCGGCCGAGGUCCUGGUCAACCUGGACCGGCUGGCCGUCGAGCAAUGGCAGGAUGUGCGCGACGUCGGCCCGAUGCUGACGCUCGAGGACCUCGACAUCUGCGAGCGCGUGGCCCGCGCCGACCCGCGGUUCCAGGAAGCCUGCCGCGAAGUCGGCAUCACCGACAUGGAAAAGGUCUUUGUCGACGGCUGGGCCAUUGGCUUCGACUACCGCUGGGGCAUGGAUCGCCGCCUGCAGCAGGGGCUGGUCUACUAUCGCAACUCGCCCAACGACAACCAGUACGCCCACCCGCUCGACUUCACCGUCGUCAUCGACACCGAGAAGGAGAUCGUGCUCGCCAUUGACGUCCGCCACGUCAACGGCGAGCGCACCAAGCCGCCGCUGGCCGAGCACAACUACACCCCAGAGUUUAUCUCGGCUGGGUACCGCCACGACAGGCUCAAGCCCGUUGACAUCACCCAGCCCGAGGGCGUCUCCUUCAGCAUGCGCGGCAACGAGCUGUCGUGGGCCGGCUACAAGAUGCACAUUGGCUUCAACUACCGCGAGGGCAUCGUCCUCUCUGACGUCAGCAUUUUUGACGAGCACGAGCAGCGGGAGCGCACCCUCUUCAACCGCAUCAGCGUCGUCGAGAUGGUCGUCCCUUACGGCAACCCCAGCCCGCCCCAUCACAAGAAGCACGCCUUUGAUGUGGGCGAGUACGGCUCCGGCUUCAUGAGCAACUCUCUGUCGCUCGGCUGCGACUGCAAGGGCGCAAUCCACUACCUGGACGCCGUCCUGGCCGUCAGCACCGGCGAGCCCGCCCUCAUCAAGAACGCUGUCUGCAUCCAUGAGGAGGACAACGGCCUCGCGUACAAGCACACCGACUUCCGCAACGGCCAAGCCAUCUCGGCCCGCGACCGCAAGCUCAUCAUCUCGCAAAUCAUCACCGCCGCAAACUACGACUACGCCUUCUACCACAUCUUCAACCUCGACGGCACCUACAAGCUCGAGAUGAAGCUGACGGGCAUGCUCAACACGUACUGCCUGCACCCGUCCGAGUCUGCCGCACCCUACGGCACCGAGGUGGCACGGGGCCUCACCGCCCAUCACCACCAACACAUCUUCUCGCUCCGCAUCGACCCGGAGAUCGACGGACCCAACAACUCGGUGGUGCAAAACGACGCUGUCUCGUCCGAGGCACCGCUCGGCUCCGCCGAAAACCCUUACGGCAACGGCUUCUACUGCAAAAAGACGCCGCUGCUGACCGCCAAGGCAGGCGCCGCCGACUACUGUCACGAGACGAGCCGGUCCUGGGACAUCAUCAACCGGAGCAAGCUGAACCCGUCGACGGGCAAGCCCAUCGCCUACAAGAUCCUCAACUCGUCGUGCCCCCGCAUCCUCGCCAAGCCGGGCAGCAUGGUGUGGAAGCGCGCGACGUUUGCGCAGCACGCGCUCUGGGUCGUGCCCUACGAGGACUGGCGCAUCUACCCGGCCGGCGACUACGUGCCGCAGUCCCAGGGCGAGCUGGGUCACCCUUUCAACCCGACCGUGGCCGAUUGGGCCGCGCGCGACGGCUCCAUCGACGACACCGACAUCGUCUGCUACAUCCAGUUCGGCCUCACCCACUUCCCCCGCACAGAGGACUUCCCCAUCAUGCCCGCCGAGCCCGUCAGCGUGACGCUGCGCGCCUCCAACUUCUUCGUCAAGAAUCCUGCCCUCUGGCUGCCCCCGACCCAGCUCGGCGACGGCGACAAGACUUCGCGCGACGCGUUCGCCAAGGAGGCGCAGGCGUCUGCUGCUGCCGGACCCUGCUGCCAGGCUCCUUCGCUCAAAAGCAAGUUGUGA
Messenger RNA from Pyricularia pennisetigena, 2121 nucleotides. RefSeq lists its product as uncharacterized. Gene Ontology annotation, molecular function: quinone binding; primary methylamine oxidase activity; copper ion binding. The record is from RefSeq and is a predicted model, not a curated record. The coding region runs from base 1 to 2121 and encodes 706 amino acids. NCBI's taxonomy places the organism in Eukaryota, Fungi, Ascomycota, Sordariomycetes, Magnaporthales, Pyriculariaceae. Gene Ontology annotation, biological process: amine metabolic process. The transcript has 2 exons.